This is a messenger RNA of Quercus lobata, 612 nucleotides long. RefSeq lists its product as uncharacterized. The transcript has 2 exons. Bases 1 to 612 code for a protein of 203 amino acids. Gene Ontology annotation, molecular function: RNA-DNA hybrid ribonuclease activity; nucleic acid binding. The record is from RefSeq and is a predicted model, not a curated record. NCBI's taxonomy places the organism in Eukaryota, Viridiplantae, Streptophyta, Magnoliopsida, Fagales, Fagaceae.
AUGGUUGCGUGGAGUAUUUGGGAGCAUCGGAACAAGGUUCAGGAGAGACAAAAGGUGUGGGGUAUUGAUGAGGUGUGUCAUCAGGCCUCUAAUUUGCUAAAGAAGUUCCAUGAUGUGCAUAAAAAGAUCUCUCGGAUGGUUGCUCGAAUUGGGGAUACUUGGUGGAAACUACCUGCCUCUGGUUUGUUUAAAGUUAACUUUGACGGGGCUUUGUUUAAGGAGCAGGCUUGUGCAGGUCUUGGGGUGGUUAUUAGGGACUCGACGAGGUUGACCAUUGGUGCGAUGAGCCAGAAAAUUAGGCAUCCAGGUUUUGUGGACAUGAUGGAAGCUUUAGCUGCCAGAAAAGCUGUUGUCUUUGCCAAGGAGCUGUGUCUUCAAUCCGUGGAGGUGAAGGGUGAUUCCUUGUGGGUUAUCCAAGCUCUUGUUGCAGCCAAGUCUUCCAGGACUAUGUUUGGAAAUGUUAUUGCUGAUAUUCAUUGUUUAGUGUCUAAUAUUAAUUGUAGUUUUAGUCAUGUCAAGAGGGAGGGCAAUAAGCUUGCUCAUGCCUUUGCCCGUAGAGUAGUUGCAUCUGCAGAUUUUGAUAUGUGUUAUGAUAUCAUUAGUGAACUUUGA